UUUCGUCUGCUUUUAAAAGAAUAUUUACGUUUUAUUUUAAAAACACGCUUAUUCUGGGAAUUGUUAUUCUUAUGUUAUUCUAUUUCAAGUCGUUUUUAUGCAUUUUUAUUGCUUUGAUAGUAACAUUUUAUCAAGAAGAUCUUUCACGUUUAUGCAACUGGAAUUUUUCAAACCGAAAAGGGAUAGUUCUGGCCAUUGGUAUUUUAUCAGCACCAAAAAAUUUUGAAUUGAGGCAAGCAGCAAGAUCAUCAUGGCUGCAAAAUUAUUCGUCUAGAAAUAGUGAUGUUAGAGCUUGGUUUAUUGUUGGAAAUAAUUCAUGUAAAAUACCUCCUGAAUAUAGGCUUAAUGAAUAUGAUUGCGAAAAAUGGAAAGUGGAUAUUUCAGGUCUUCAAGAAAUUUUUUUUACUGCAAAUGAAGUACAAACUGAUAACUGCUCUUCAAAUUUGGAAAAACACUUUUAUGGAGGUUUUAGUUUUCAGGUGAACUAUCCAGUUGUUGUGACACAAUUAGGGAUAUUAUCUUCACUUCUACCAGAAAAUAUUGAAACGAAGGUAGCUAUUAUGGAUGUACAAAACAAGGAAAUAAUUAUACAAACUUCAGUUUUGUUGAAUAAAUCUAUUGCUUUGCAUGGAUACUUGUAUGCUGAUGUUGACCCUAUUUUACUUCCAAAAUAUUAUGAAGGACUUAUUUUGAUUGAAGGUUAUUUAAAAGAAAGGUCUUGUUUAGACAUGGUUUGGAAUGAUGGUGGAGGAAUUAUUACUUUCAAAAGAGUUUAUUUAACCUCAGAACAUUUAGAUAGCAAAGUAUUUUUUUCUGAAGCAAGAGUAGCAUUGAGCAUUAAAUUUUUUGUUCCAGAAAUAGAAAAGCUAAAAAGAAUGAUACAUGAGGAGGAAUUAAUCACAAAGCAAUGGUCCCUACAGUUAGAAGAAUUAAAUAAAAGAUUAAGGACAGAAAUAGCUGAAAAAGAAGAUAUCCUCAUUGUGAAUAUUACAGAUACAUAUAGAAGUUUACCAGCAAAAUUACUUAAAUUCUAUCAAUGGUUAUACUUCAAUCAUGAGUUUUCAUAUAUCUUGAAAACAGAUGAUGACAGCUUAAUAAAUAUUGAUCAACUUUUACAAAAGCUGCUUGAGGACUCACAGUUUGAUCCAACCAAAGCAUGGAUAUGGAGUCGAUUUAGAAAAAAUUGGCCUGUAAAUUACAUUGGUAAAUGGGCUGAUUAUGAUUAUCAGUCGCCAUACUACCCAACAUUUCCUUGUGGUGCUGCUUAUGUUAUAUCUCAAAAAAUUGCCCUUUGGUUAAUUUCUAAUGCUGAGUUAUUGUAUACAUAUCAAGGUGAAGAUGUGUCAAUGGGUAUAUGGUUAUCGGCUAUAAAUACUAAUUUUAUUGAAGAUGACCAUUUUGAAUGCAACAGGGAAUGUAAACCCCAGAGUUACAACAGAGCUCAACUCAGCCCAAAUGAAAUUCAAGAAAUAUGGUCUUCCUUUGAAAAAUGUCAAAAUUUGUGUUCCUGCAAGUGAAAAUGUUGCACUAUUCAAACAUGUAUAAAGUGUUUUAUUUAAAAUUUGUAUCGGAUUUCUUCCAUCAGGAUACAUCAUAUAAUAAAUAAAAUAUUGAAACAAAA
Molecule: messenger RNA, 1621 nt
Organism: Argiope bruennichi
Lineage: Eukaryota; Metazoa; Arthropoda; Arachnida; Araneae; Araneidae
Product: UDP-GalNAc:beta-1,3-N-acetylgalactosaminyltransferase 2-like
Exons: 12
Coding region: 72-1517 (481 amino acids)
Cellular component (GO): membrane
Molecular function (GO): hexosyltransferase activity
Source: RefSeq, a predicted model, not a curated record